AUGCUUGUACAUUAUUACACUUUGAUUCGUCGGACUUUGUUACUUAAUGAAUUAUUGUUCUUUUUCAGUUGUUUUGCUGAAUGCAUAGGAUCGAAGCUUCAGUUUAAAACAAUGACGUCAAGUUUAUAUGAUGACUUGGAUAUUUUAGACGGAACACCUCUCGAUAAUUUAACAUCAAGCGAGUCGUCUAACAAGUCAGGAAAUGCUCCAUUAGUUGGUUUGCGUGUCACUGCUAACUGGUCGGAAUCUGAUGUAACAUCAUCUAAUCAAUUCAAUGUGAAUGCUUCUUCAGUCAAUUCAAAUUCCAGUUUAAAAUUAAUGCAAUCCCACAUGGCUGUGAAACGUGCUCAGGGUCGACGCCCCGCCACAGAUUCUUCCAAUUCUCAGUGGAGUACUCGCACAACACUAGCCCCAGUGGUCGAUUUAAAACAGCGUGUACCACACGUAGAUGGCUCUUACAGAUUUAAUCAAUUGACUGGACGAUUAGAACGAUGUGUUUCGGGAAGCAGUGGAGCUAUGACGAAUGGUUUACUAUUUGGUGAACCAAAUCUACCUUUGGGUGUGAUGGAUGAAUAUAAUCCCAUGAUUCCUAAUGAAUAUGAAGAAUUAGCUCGAAUUAAACGUGAACGUAGACGUGCUGAGGAAUCAGCGCUUGCAGACAGACACCAUCGACUGGAUCCAUUUGGUAUGAAUGAUCCUUCCGGAAUGUGUCGUCGUUAUGAGUAUUCAGAUGAAGAAGAUGACGAAGAUACAGAAUAUACUGCAGCUUCCGGUAGGAGUUCUUCACAACCAACAAAGGGUGCUGCUAUUGCACCUCCAUCUGUUUUACUCGAAGAUGUAACUGUUACUCCUGGUUCAAAUGCAUCACAAAACUCUGAAUCGUCGGUUAAUGAUGAUGACCCUGGAGUUAGCACAGCUAGUAGUAAAUUUGGAAUUAAUGUUGUUGCAGCGAAAAUGAUGGCUCGAAUGGGAUAUCGAGAAGGACAAGGUCUAGGUAGAGAAAGUCAAGGAAUGUCCACUGCAUUAGUUGUUGAAAAAACUAGUCGACGUGGUGGCAAGAUAAUUCAUGAAAAAGAUCAACAACGUCAACAAAUCCAAGUCAAUGCUUCUGCUGUUAAUAAUAAUAAUCUACCUAGUUAUUUAAGUGCAAAUGUAGAAGAGACAUUCAAUAAUCUACCACUUCCAGAGAAUCGAAGCUGCGUUAUUCUUCUACGUAAUAUGUGUGGACCAGGUGAAGUUGAUGAUGAUCUAGAACCCGAAACAGCUGAAGAAUGUGCUAAAUAUGGCAAAGUAGUAAUGUGUAUGAUUUAUGAAUUGCCUGAAGCUCCAGAUGAUGAAGUAGUUCGUAUUUUUGUGGAAUUCGAAUCUGAAGAAGCAGCAACGAAAGCGGUACUCGAUUUAAAUGGCCGAUUUUUCGCUGGACGUGUCGUGAAGGCUGGAUUUUACGAUGCAGAAAAAUUCAGGAAUUUGGAACUCGCCGAUGCGCCAUUGUCUACAUAA
Schistosoma guineensis is the source of this 1500-nucleotide messenger RNA. NCBI's taxonomy places the organism in Eukaryota, Metazoa, Platyhelminthes, Trematoda, Strigeidida, Schistosomatidae. The record is from the annotation of a GenBank genome assembly.